Molecule: messenger RNA, 7882 nt
Organism: Athene cunicularia (burrowing owl)
Lineage: Eukaryota; Metazoa; Chordata; Aves; Strigiformes; Strigidae
Gene: PRKAA2
Product: protein kinase AMP-activated catalytic subunit alpha 2
Exons: 9
Coding region: 5178-6566 (462 amino acids)
Biological process (GO): protein phosphorylation; intracellular signal transduction
Cellular component (GO): cytoplasm
Molecular function (GO): ATP binding; AMP-activated protein kinase activity
Source: RefSeq, a predicted model, not a curated record
UUCCUGAAGCACCUUUCAGGAGUUAACUAGCACAAACACCCCCAGCCCCACAUAUGACCCCACUUUGUAAAAACUGACAAUUUCCCAGCAAAUAUUUCAGAGAACAUAAAAGAGAUUUCCUAGCUCAAAAUCCUUUAUGGCUAAGUAGUACCCUUUAUAUAUAUUUUCCUUAAUAUUUUGCCUACAACUGACAGGUGAAGUUUGGAUUUGAGAUUGGAAACUGAGAUGCAGAACAUAGAUCUCCUAUUUAUACGGAAUUAGAGCAUUUUAAUCAAGUGAGCUUUAGAAAAACCUGUAUUUGCCCUGUUUAGCAAGAAACAUGAGAAAAGUGAAGAGAUUUUUGUCUGUUUGGUUCAAGCUUUGUAUACAGUGUCUAUAGUAAUUGCUUUUUCACUAAGAAGUCUUGAUGCCAUCAGUGACAUUUCUUGUUGCUGAUGUUUUCUUCCAACUCUGCCUUGCACAAGACUUUGUAAGAGGCAUUUUUUUUUCCUGCCUCACUCUUCAAGGUUAAGAAAUCAUAAAUUUAUUGUUGAGGAUUAUAGUUAUUAAGGAAAUGGAAAAAAAAUUACAAUGAAAAGAAGGAUUUAGUGACAGUGGGGUGGUAACUAGAGCUGAAAUUUGUGGCUGGAGCUGAUAAGUCACUUUGAGCCAUCAGAAACCAAAGAUAUGACAGAAAAAGUCCCUGCUGCCCAGUUGGGAUGUUCGUUCUGGCUCAACACUGCUUGGGUCAUCAGUGAACCAAUCCUAAAAACUAGCCAAAGGCUGCAAGAAACUGUUAGUUUUAAGCCUAUUCAGUUCCUUGAUCUCAUUUAGAGGAAGAUCACACAAGGCACUGAAGGGAGCAGAUAGGUUGGUAUACUAGGGCGGGAUUUCGGGGGUGAUACUGAAGUUCCAGCUGGAAGUGGUGAUGAAAAUAGAGCAUCUGUUAGAGAGGAAGGUGGCAGGAGUUAAUGUGGUGGAUGGAUAGGAGGUCUCAUGCCAAGGGUCAGUGUUACUACACAGGAUUAUGCCAAAUACAGGGAGAGCUGGUGAUUGUUAUUUUCCCUGUCCUCCAGGCCAAAGAUAAGAUUAAUUUGCAGAAAAUAGAACUGUGGAAAUGAUCUUGGAUGUUGAGUUUAGUGAAGGAAUGAAGGAAGGAGGUGGCAUCUCUUCUGCUGGUGGUUGGUAAGAACAGAUUAGACAAAUUCCUGCUGUGUUUGUCAUGGGCACAUCCCACCCUGCGGGUCCCCAAAGAGCUCUCCCGUGACCACAGCCCUCGCAUAACGAGAGCUUAAAUCAAAAUCCAGCGGAGUAACACAAAUAUUUUUCCAUGUGGUGCCAUGUAUGACAUCCCUGGUGGCCACUUGGCGGUUUCUUACCCACACUUGUUGGCCACCAAGGUGAUCAAUUUGUGGUCCCUCAAGGACUGGCAGUGCUUGGGUUAUGUUUACGUUGGUUAUGAUGGCACCUCCAUGGGCUCAAGUCGGGGUCAGGUCCUGUUUUCCCAGGCACUGUAUCAUUGCUGCUGAAUGACAAACCUUGCAUUGGAGGGAAGAUAAACUAAAGGAGACUGAACAGAUGAAGGAAGGGGAAAGGACGGAUGAUAUAACAUACAAGCAAGUGGUGCUAGGGCAGAAUUAAUACAGCGUUGCUAAAUAUAUGCUUUGGAUGGAUUUCACUUUGGGUUAAGAUAAGGGCCAGCACAGCUGAUAAUAAAGGAGUUUUCUCUCCUCUCCCUAAACUCUUACAUUUCCCUGAAGCAUUUGCAGUACUGUUAACUGCUUGUGCUACCUGAGCUGCAUCAAACACACACACACAGGUAGGCUUCAUUGGUACCUCCUGUAAAAAACUUGCUGUCAAGGCGUUUUAAUGAUUACAGUAUUAUAAAUAGUAUUCCUCCUCAUUUUUCUUUUAUAAAAAUAACUAAAUUAGAAGGGUUUUCUUUCAGAAAUUAAUUCUGUUGGACCUCUUCCCUUCUUUCCUUAUCAGCAUUUGAUGCUGAAGCAUUCUUGUGCCCAGGCAGUCACACGUGCAGGCAGAUGGGGUAGCAGCUAAGGACGCUCAUGCUGUGUCCUGUUUGGUGUUGCUUUUUUGGAGUUUAGGGUCAGCAUUACCACCUAAUGCUUAUGGCUGGGUUUUUUUGUGGCCCAGUGUGCAGUGCCGCUCCUCGUUUCUGUGUCGAGUCCAUCUCCCCGGCUCGCCCCAGCAGAGUCCUAGCUGCUAAUUUUAAGCUGUGGUGGAUCUUACUUGAGUACUUCUCACAAAAAACCCAAGACAUAUACUCAAAUCCCCUUUCUAAUACUGCAAAUCAGCCCUCCCUCUUUCCCCUGGUCUUUUAAUCUUGGGAGGUAAAGAGAGGGAAGGAGGAGGCUUCCUCACCACUGCCUGAGACCACCAUUUCCCAUCCUUGGGGCAAGGGAGGGGACCAAGCCAUUAGAGACGAGCUGGAUGAGCAUCCCUUCCCACGCCUGUGGAGGCACGGGACCCGCCACUGCUCCUCAUCCUGGGGCUGGGUCAUCCCACCAACAUGCUCCAGCCCAUGGGGUCAGAGAUGCCAUGAGCAGAGGGAAGGUUGUCCUUACUGCCCUGUGUCGAAAUUCCUGCAUCUACAGGCUGCAGCCGGAGAGACUCGAAAGGCUUAAAAGUCUCCCACCACGUAGCAAAUUAUGUUCUCUCUUUGUCUCCAUCUCUCAAGGCGUUCAAGUAGGCUUAACAAGCCACUGGGGACUGAAACAAUAAUAUCUCUGUAUCUAAUGCUUACUGUAAGCAAAAGAUGGAUUACAAAAUAGACUGUUUAUUUUUAAUUAUUAAUGUGUUUGAGCUAGCAAACCUUCACAGAGUUGCACAUUGUUUGUCAUGGAUGGAAAGGAGAUGAACUAUUCGACAAUAGUAUUAAAAACAAUAAUUAUUCAUUCUGGGCACAGCCAUUCUUUUUUUCCCUAAGUACAUAAUAAAAUUUUUUCAAAGCAUGUACUAGGUUAAGGCCAGAAAGAAUUGUCUUGAAACAAAGGAUGGCAGAAAUCAGGGUUUUCUUACUAGUUCAGCCUUAAACGUCUUUGCUUUGCUGUUCCUCAGUUUCCCGACUAAUGGCUUAGUGUGUUAGAAUUCUUUAAUGGAGCUGAAUGAAUCGGGGCAGCUUUCAAAGUACAGCUUCUUGUGCUUCCAGGAAAGAGAGAGCAGAGGUAUUGUAGUGCUAUAGUUGACCAAAUCAAAUGCUGCUGAUAAAAGACCUGAUCUCAAAGACGUCUGCUGAAGUUGUCUUACAACCCUUUGUUGUGCCUUCCCCAGCCUCCUCAGUGUAGCAUACACUGCGCAAAUACCAUGACAGACUUGGCAAAGAGAGAUCGGUGCCCUUUAAGACUACUAUUGGCACAACUUGGGGAGUAGUUCUUGCAGUGAACGAAGAGGCUGUAUUCCGUCCCCUUGCAAGCCCUAGUAAAGCUUGAGCAUGCUUUAGUAGCCCUUGCACACACGCUGCUCUGCAGAGCCUUGCUCCAGCAAAGCCUCCCUGCUGUGGGGCAGGCCCAGCACUGCCCUGCUCUCCUCUCCCCAAGGAUGCACCAGGGAAAAUGCCUUCUGGGACUAUUUACAGCACUCUCCUUCCACCGCACAAGAGGAAUUAUCUGCCUUCUCCAGCCCUCAGCUAAUCCCCGAAUUGCAUCUGUAGUGCAAAGCUUAGUUUAUUUUCAUUUCAUCUAGUAGUUUUAAGUAUUGUGAGGAAUGAAAUGGACAUGCAAAGUGCUGCUUUAAUUUUCAAGGGCAGUAAAGUGUUUUAUUUUUAGAAUGCUCUUAUUGAGGAAAGAAUCUCCGGCAGGUCUUAUCUGGUGGCUAAUAAUAGUGACCUGGCAUGCCCCGAGUGGUGCCGAUGCUGCUGCCCUGCCCUUCUCCCGCUGUCUGCUUGCACCGUUUGCUUCUGAUCAGCUCAUUAGAGUCUCCAAAAUUACAGAGUCUAAUAAUGUAAUAACAAGGUUUGCUCAUAAUUAUUAACUCCUUGCGUUCUAUGUUAUUACUGGAAGGGUAACGUUCAUAAUUAGAGAGCACAAAUAUUUACUGUAAGCAGGUUUUCUGGUCUUUAGAAAACCGUCCGUAUGUCACCAUCUUUAAUAUCACAUUAGAAAAUACUGAGAAGGGGUAGCUCACAGCCUGAGAAGCCUUUGAGAUAUGAACAUCCAGUUGACAAUUUUCAAGCGCUUUCCGCUCUUAACUUCAGUAUAAAUCUUGCUUCCUAGGAGCUUUUUACUUUGUGUACAGUCUGAUUAUUGAUCACAAAUGGACCGAAUGCUGAAUUCCUUCUGCAUUAUUGUUAAAUUAGUGCAAUUCCCCCGAUGACGGUGGUGCUGCUCCCAGUUUGUGGUUACUGUUUGUCCCUGUACACAGGAGAGAAGCAUCAGCAUCUCAGUGCACCGAGUGCAUAUAAUCCAAAUCCAUACUGAAGUCUGUGUCUUUCCUAAAACCAGAACUUGCUCUUGCAGUACAGCAGUGUUCUUGCAGCUUGUCAUCAAACCAAGAAGCAUGCUUGAGGAAGUAUAAAUAGAAACUCAUUUUAGUCAUGCAAAUCCUGCAGUCCUAUUUUGGACAGGGAAAAUCCCUAUAUCAUUUUUUUAAAGAAGUGUGAUGGUCUGAUUUUAAGACUGAGUUUAUUAGGGAUUUAAUCAGUCAGUGAGUUAUGGUGGAGAUUCUCCUCUGGCAUUUAAAUAUAUCUGUUUCUGAUUGAUCUAGCUUUUACAUGUUAUAAAUCCUUGCAAAUUAGCUUUGGGUAUGACCUCCUCCAGUAACUCACUCUGUUUUAUUUACUUGACUGUUUUUUACAGAUAAGUCCCCUCUCUUCUGUCUCCCCCGACGCCACUGGGAAAACAAGAAAGUGGAGACAAAACCAAGUUUACAAUAUUUCACCCGCUUGUCUUUUGGGGUUUUUUUUCCCUUCAAGAGUUGCUUUUUGCUUUUAAAUCACAGUGUCCUAAAAUUGCUGGUAUGAAUCUUGCUACUCUGUUUAAUGACUUUGCAAUGCUUUCUUUCUAAUAGUUGGUGAACACCAGCUGACGGGGCACAAAGUAGCAGUAAAAAUACUCAACAGACAGAAAAUACGCAGCCUGGAUGUGGUUGGGAAGAUCAAACGAGAAAUUCAAAACCUUAAACUCUUCCGACACCCUCAUAUUAUCAAACUGUACCAGGUCAUCAGCACGCCAACAGACUUCUUCAUGGUUAUGGAAUACGUAUCUGGUGGUGAAUUAUUUGAUUACAUCUGUAAGCAUGGACGUGUUGAAGAGGCAGAAGCUCGACGCCUUUUCCAGCAGAUUCUCUCCGCGGUGGAUUACUGCCACAGACACAUGGUUGUCCACCGAGACCUGAAACCGGAGAACGUGCUGCUGGACGCGCACAUGAACGCAAAGAUAGCUGAUUUUGGGUUGUCCAACAUGAUGUCAGAUGGCGAGUUUCUACGCACCAGCUGUGGUUCCCCAAAUUAUGCCGCCCCUGAAGUCAUCUCUGGAAGGCUGUACGCUGGCCCGGAGGUGGACAUCUGGAGCUGUGGCGUUAUCCUCUACGCCCUUCUCUGUGGCACUCUGCCUUUCGAUGACGAGCACGUCCCCACCCUUUUCAAGAAGAUCCGAGGAGGUGUGUUUUACAUCCCUGAAUACCUCAACCGCUCCGUUGCCACUCUCCUCAUGCACAUGCUGCAGGUUGACCCCCUCAAGCGAGCAACCAUCAAGGACAUCAGGGAACACGAGUGGUUUAAGGAGGAGCUGCCCAGUUACCUGUUCCCAGAGGAUCCUUCUUACGAUGCCACCGUCAUCGACGAUGAUGCGGUUCGGGAAGUUUGUGAGAAGUUUGAAUGCACGGAGUCGGAGGUGAUGAACAGCCUGUACAGCGGUGACCCUCAGGACCAGCUGGCGGUGGCUUACCACCUCGUCAUCGACAACCGGAGGAUCAUGAACCAAGCCAGUGAGUUCUACCUCGCCUCCAGCCCCCCCACCGGCUCCUUCAUGGACGACAGCGCCAUGCACAUCCCUCCUGGGGUGAAGCCGCACCCCGAGCGGAUGCCGCCGUUGGUAGCGGACAGCCCCAAAGCACGAUGCCCUCUGGAUGCCCUCAACACCACGAAGCCAAAACCCCUGACUGUCAAAAAGGCCAAGUGGCACCUGGGAAUCCGCAGCCAGAGCAAACCCUAUGACAUUAUGGCCGAGGUGUACCGUGCUAUGAAACAGCUGGACUUUGAGUGGAAGGUGGUGAACUCCUACCACCUCAGAGUGCGCCGCAAGAACCCGGUGACAGGCAAUUACGUGAAGAUGAGCCUGCAGCUCUACCAGGUUGACAACCGCAGCUAUCUCUUGGACUUCAAAAGCAUAGAUGAUGAUGUGAUGGAGCAGAGAUCCGGCUCUUCCACGCCACAGCGCUCCUGCUCUGCUGCUGGCUUGCACCGACCGAGGCUGAGCAUCGAUGCUGCCGCAGCCACCGAGUGCCAGUCGCUGAUGGGCUCCCUGAGCGGCUCCUUCGUCGGCAGCAUCCCAUCAGUGACGCCGCGCCUGGGGAGCCACACCAUGGACUUCUUUGAGAUGUGCGCCAGCCUCAUCAUGGCCCUGGCUCGCUGACGGGCGGCACCGAGGCACCGGUCCGUCUGCACAUGAGCACAAAGCAAAACUGAAUCCCAGGAUAACUGUAGUGUCUGUGGCCCAGCAUCUUUGGGCAGACAAACCUCAGCUCUAUGAGAGAGGUGAACCAGACUAGUCCAUUGCAAUUUUGUGUUUGUACUAUAAGGAGUAUUUAUGAUUUAUGGUAUUAUGUAUCUAUUUUUUUUUUCUUAAAAUACUGAACUUUAAAAAGCUCUAAGCAUCCCUUCAAACGUAUAAUUAAUCUGAAGCUCAGAAAAAAAAAAAUCCUGAACUCUAUAAAUACUCCAUCUUUCUUGUGUUUUCAAUUUUGUCAGCUGAUGGAGUGAAAAUUUUGUUUUCAAACUAAUUGUUUUAGUACUUUCUGGGGCUAGCUGUAGUGGAAGGACACAGAGCCUAGGUUCAGUUUUGUCCUUUGUGCAAGUAACUGUGCAUUAGAUAAUCACAAUGAAGCCUUUUACCUUCCAUUUAUGGUGUGGAAAGUGUUUCUUGGUGUACUGCACUGCAUGUGAUAGCUGUCUCCAUGGUUGACAUUUGCACUUUAAUAAACUCAGAGAUGAAAAGAGGCAAGAGCAACAAAUCGUUAAAAUGUACUUAUUGCACAGUCCCUUUUUGCAGGCUGGGGUUGGCUGGUAGAAUUUCCCUCUGGAGAUGUUGCUGGCACAUGCUCGCUGCAGGGCCAUGGAUGCCCCUGGGGCUUCAGGGGGACGAAUGGGCAGGGAUGGGAACUAAAAUAAAUACAUGACUAACAAACAGCUUCCCCAAUCUGAAAUACAUGCCAGGACCCAGGCCCAAAGGUUUUCUUCUGUAUCCAGCAGAGCUGAUGGACCUGUGCUGACUCUGAUCUCGACUCCUUACACAAAAGCAUGGAGAGAAGCAUGUUGAAGCUAUUGUGUAAAAAUAACCUUCCAUUGCAGGAAAGACUUCUGGGCAGGGGUGACCUGGGGACUUUGUUCAUAGAUGUCUCUGAUGGAGAGGGAUGUAAAUCCAGUUAAAGCGCAAAGGUGCAGUGAGUGCUUUGCUUCUGUUCCUAUCCCCAUUCUCCUUUUUACCCAAUUUAUGUGAUACAGAAUUGGUUUCUAAGAAAUUUCUGUUCUCCCUCACAUUCAGGAAAUCACAACACUUAAUCAUGAUCAUCUCCAUUUUGAGAAGGAACAUGAAAGAACUGGGUUUAAAAUUCCCAUGAGAAUUACUUCAUGUUUUGAUGUGUUUAGGAGGCACCAACAUGGCUAUAAAAGCACAAAGGAAUAAUUUAAUCUCCUGACCAGUAUCUUGAGUUAAAGAUAGCCAACCCGUGG